CCGGGAGGGCCGAACCCGGAAGCGCACGUCGCUCGGGUCUGGCCCGGGCGCUGUUGGCGGAGGUCUGCGGCCGCGGUCCCGCAUGGCGGCGCACAGGCGGCACGUGUUUGUUGAGAAGGUGCUGCAGAGACUUUUUCCUAACGUUCCAAGUGGCCAAGAAAAGAAGGAACCCCGGACGCUGGCCAUCCAAACACCGCCCAAGAAAGUGACCUCUGAGAAGGCGACACAGAAGCCUGUUCAGCCUUUGACAGCAGACGCUGGCUCUGAGACCCCUACUACCAGGCGGCUCUACACGGCCCCAGGGCCUCCCGAGGGCUACGUCUCCUCCUGGCCAGAGCCCAGCAGCUGCAGGAGCCCCGAGAAGGUCUCCAGCGGGGAUGACACGGAAGAUCAGGAUCCUCAUGACCAACCAAAGAGAAGAAGAAUUAGGAAGCAUAAAUCAAGAAAAAAUUUUAAAAAUCCCAAUAAUGUUCUUGUAAAACAAGCAGAAUUAGAGAAACAGCAGCAUCUUUUACAGGAGAAAUCUCAGCGACAGUACACAGAUGGCCCCACAAUAAGCAAAAAUAAAAAAAGGAAACUGAAAAAGAAACAGCAAAUUAAAAGGAAGAAAGCAGCCGGCUUGGUAACAAAGGCUGCUGGUAUCAAUUUCAUGUAUCAGCCGGAGGAGAACAGCAGUGAAGGGGCAGAUGUGGGAGAGGCUAGUGAGGAGGGAGGUGCAGACGCCAGUGAGGAAGACCUGAUGCUGGCCAAGGAGGAAGACGUUAAAGACACCAGGGAGGAGGUGGGUGCGGACACUGGGGAGGAGGAAGACGGUGCAGAGGACAGCGAGGAAGCCCCCACACCGGCUGGGGAGGAAGAGGGUCUGGAUGCUGGGGAGGAGGAUGGUCCAGAGACCAGGGAGGAAGCCCCCACACUGGCUGGGGAGGAAGAGGGUGCAGACACCAGCGAGGAAGCCCCGACACCGGCUGGGGUGGAAGACGUUCAAGACACCGAGGAGGAUGGUGUAGACGCCAUUGAGGAAGAUGAUGAAAUUACCAAUGAAAAGGCAGAUAGCAUUCUAAAUUUUUUGAAGUCGACACAAAAAAUGUAUUUCUAUGAUGGUGUCUCCAGAGAUGCAGCUUCAGCCGUCCUUGCGGGUGCUGCCGAGGAGCUGCUGGGGUGUCUUGCGUCACACACCAUGCCGCCCUCAGACGUGUCCGUCCUGCACCACAUGAAAACGCUGCUGCUUCUGCAAGAUACGGAGAGCCUGAAGCGUGCCCUGGCAGCGUUCCCAGAACAUUGCCUGAUGCCUCCUGACCAUGCCAGAGUAAUCUCAGCUUUCUUCAGUUACUGGAUCACACAUAUCCUUCCUGAGAAGAGCAGUGAGUGAAAUGGAAUAUCUCUUUAAGAAGAGCUCAUCUUUAACAAAAAAAAACCAUAAAAGACAAAUGUGAAAUGGGCUGAGAGUGAGUUCUCUGGGAACUUGGAAGAUGUUUCUGCCACAUUAUUUAUUCAUGUGUUUGUUCCUGAUGGGUGAGACGCCAUCUGAGGCUUCAGAUGACAAAUUGGGGUAAAAUGGAAAUUUUUCACUUAUUUGCAGUUAUAUAUGUCUUGAAUUACUACAUAAAACUUGAUUCCGUUUUUCUAAUUAUUAUAAAAGUUGAAAAUGGACAUUCUGUUAAGUUAGACUGUGUAGUUUGAAGCUCAUAUACUUUUAUAAGUUUUGAAUCACCUUGUAUCUGAAACUGUCUGUUUUAAGAAUGUUUUCUGGGUAUUAAAAGGUUCUAGUUUAAGUA
Molecule: messenger RNA, 1775 nt
Organism: Sapajus apella (tufted capuchin)
Lineage: Eukaryota; Metazoa; Chordata; Mammalia; Primates; Cebidae
Gene: ERICH1
Product: glutamate rich 1
Exons: 6
Coding region: 83-1369 (428 amino acids)
Source: RefSeq, a predicted model, not a curated record